GCAGCAGUGCUCGUGUUUACGAUACUGUUCCUUAUUUCGAGAUGUGUGGGAUUUUGUGAACUAGAUUCGAUCGUUCCACGAUGUAGCGUAACGCUGACCUAAUUAUUCACAAAAUUAUACACUGAUUAGUUAUUGUUAGUAAUGUUUUGGCACUCAUAAAUCAUAAAUGAUACUGAUACUGUUUCAAUGUUGUGGUUGUUCGCUAUCACAAUUCACAAACUGUUGCAGUUUUGAACUUUUGCAUAAAAAGACGUUCUUUUAUAAUUGGCUGAAUUUAGAAAUUCUGGUUGUUAUUGUUUGAUCAUUAUGGUCUGUUUUAAUUUUGAUAUUUCAUUUUCACGGUAUUUAUCUAAACUGAUAAGAUUUGACAAGUUGUAUUAAUUUUAUCUAAACUGAUAUUUCACUGUCUGUCGCCAGUAUCGUGGCGAGGAUAACAAAAUCGUUAAGCUUUUUAUUUCAUUGAAUCAUUAAAUGGAUCUUCCAUCUGCGUCUGUAUCGUAUGAUAAUUCCAGCUGUCAUGCAGUUUGUUGGGAAUUAUUGGUAGUUAUUUUUAAACUGGCUGUUAUUCGGGAAAUUAUUGCGGAAAAAUUUCCGUGAGGGUUUGCGCGUAAAUUUUUACAAAAUGCUGUCGUAUCCACGCCGCGGCAUAGCGUAUGGAGCAUACGAUGACACGGACGAAUCCUUGUUGAACAACGAGAGAUUCAUCGGUGUGUAUCCCAUGGCUGCUCCGCGUGAGGGGCCUCCAGCCGAACGCCCCAAUGCCACCAGACGAAUGCGCCAUCGUAGGAAAAAGCGACGGGAUCGUACAGAAGUUAGCUGCUGUGUGAAAUGGAUUGUUUUCGGCCAGAAUGUGCUGUUUUGGAUAGCGGGCAUGGUAAUUUUUGCCGUUGGAAUCUGGGCGUGGACCGAAAAGGACACCCUGAAUAAUCUGAAACGUUUAACGUCGGUGGCGUUGGAUCCGGCGUUUCUGCUCAUCGUUACGGGAUUAGUUACAUUUGUGAUAGGCUUCACCGGGUGUGUUGGAGCUUUACGAGAAAAUACCUUCUUGCUAGCUACGUAUGCUUUCCUACUGGGUAUCAUUCUUUUGGGCGAACUAACAUUGGGAGUCCUUGGAUUUGUCUUUAAAGAUUGGCUUAAAGGCCAAGCCAAAGAUCAACUUCAGGCGAUGAUCAGUGAUUAUCGCGAAGAUGAAGAUGCGCAGGAUUUGGUCGACUGGAUACAGUCAAAAUGGCUACAAUGUUGUGGUAUCACUUCUCCCGGAGAUUGGAAUAAUAAUAUCUAUUUCAACUGUUCAUCUAAGGGCAGCCCGGAAGCAUGUGGCGUUCCAUUCAGUUGUUGUAAACCACCAAAGGAAACAAGUCUUGUUAACCUGCAAUGUGGAUAUGGUGUCCGACGCAGGGAAGAAUUCGCCGAUACCAUCUUCAGCAAAGGUUGUGUGGAUGCCGCACAGACCUGGCUGGAUCAGAAUCUCGUGAUUGUUGCCGCAGUGGCCGUCGGUGUGGCCAUUGUGCAAGUGCUGGGCAUUUGUUUUGCCCAAAACCUACGCGCCGAUAUUCUUGCACAGAAAGCGAAGUGGAAUCGCUACAAGUGAAUACUCCGGUAUCAUAAACUACCGCAGUUUCCGGUUGUGCAGUGUCUGUUCCGUUUCCUUCCGCGUACUGCCGUGGAUCUCCUUUCCCUUAUUUGUAGUAUCACUGGUUUUAUGUUUUAUUGAUACCGGUAUGAGAGUCUCAAACUGCUAUGGUACUCAACGAAUAUUGUUUAGAUGAUUUUUUUCCUGUACACACACACUCCGCUCAAGUGUCGCUUCGUUGCCAUUGUGUUUUGGACCAAAAUCUCUUUUUAUCUGUCUUAUCUGCUAUGAAUGCUUUGUUGUUCUUAUUCGUUAUGUGUAAAUCGUGCAUCUUCAAUUGCGGCAAUCGAGUUGAUUUGAACAAAAAUUAGCAUGCA
Molecule: messenger RNA, 1950 nt
Organism: Paramacrobiotus metropolitanus
Lineage: Eukaryota; Metazoa; Tardigrada; Eutardigrada; Parachela; Macrobiotidae
Product: tetraspanin-5-like
Exons: 8
Coding region: 623-1591 (322 amino acids)
Biological process (GO): protein localization to plasma membrane; protein maturation
Cellular component (GO): membrane
Source: RefSeq, a predicted model, not a curated record